AGUGUUCCUGUUUCACAACGACAUUUCACCAUGAGAAAUUUGUUUCACAGAGAGCCUGAGGUGAAUGCGAAUUAUGACUUUACAGGCAGUUCCAGUGAUGUCUGGCAGCAUAUACGGGUUUCAAUGGUGAUGCCGCCACUGACUGUUGCAAUUUGUAUAUGUGCGGUGAUGUCUCUAAUGAUGUUCAUAGAACGAGUUUACAUGACUGUUGUAGUGCUUUUGGUGAAGUUCAUGGGCAAGAAAAAGUACACCCAGUAUAAGUUGGAAGCACUGAAAGAAGAUCUAGAGCAGAAUAGAAGUUACCCCAUGGUGUUGGUUCAAGUACCUAUGUACAACGAAAAAGAGGUCUACAAGCUCUCCAUUGGAGCUGUGUGUUCACUUACAUGGCCAUCCGACCGACUCAUUGUGCAGGUUCUUGAUGACUCCACCAAUGAAAUCCUAAGGGUAACCCUCAACCACACUUCAAUAGUUCAAGAACUCGAUAUGAAGUGGUUAUUUAUCAACAAACUCAUUAGUUGUAUGCAGGCACUGGUAGAGUUGGAGUGCAAAAAGUGGAUACAGAGAGGAGUGAAUGUCAAAUAUGAGACAAGGAACAACAGAAAUGGAUACAAGGCUGGUGCUCUUCGUGAAGGUUUAGAUAAAGAUUAUGUGUUCGAUUGCGAAUUUGUUGUCAUCUUUGAUGCAGAUUUCCAACCAGAGGAAGACUUUCUUUGGCGGACUGUACCUUAUCUUCUUGAAAAUCCAGAAUUGGCUUUGGUUCAGGCUCGAUGGAAAUUUGUAAAUGCGGAUGAGUGCCUCAUGACCCGACUCCAAGAAAUGUCACUAGCCUAUCAUUUCACUGUUGAGCAAGAAGUGGGAUCUUCAACUUGUCAGUUUUUUGGGUUCAAUGGGACUGCUGGCAUUUGGCGUAUAAAAGCGAUCGAAGACGCUGGUGGCUGGAAAGAUCGAACCACUGUAGAGGACAUGGAUCUUGCCGUUAGAGCCAGCCUCAAGGGGUGGAAAUUUGUCUUUGUGGGGGACUUAGAGGUAAAAAACGAACUACCAAGUACCUUUAAAGCUUAUCGAUAUCAACAGCAUCGAUGGUCAUGUGGUCCAGCUAAUCUGUUCAGAAAAAUGACCAAGGAAAUCAUCUUUUGCGAGAGGGUAUCCAUCUGGAAGAAACUCCAUGUCAUCUAUGCAUUCUUCUUUGUAAGGAAGAUAAUAGCACAUUGGGUCACCUUUUUCUUUUACUGUGUAAUUAUCCCAAUAUGCAUCAUGGUUCCUGAAGUCCAUCUUCCAAAACCGAUAGCAAUAUAUGUUCCAGCAACAAUUACUAUUCUGAACUCAUCGUGCACCCUAAGGUCAUUGCAUCUUCUUGUCUUCUGGAUCCUGUUUGAGAAUGUCAUGUCUUUUCAUCGAUCUAAGGCGACAAUUAUCGGACUCCUAGGAGCCAACCGAGUCAACGAAUGGGUUGUGACUGAAAAGCUAGGGAACGCAACAAAGCAAAAAAGCAAUGUCAAGCCAAUAAAGAAAGCACGAUCACGCUUUGGAGAAAGGCUUCACUUCUCGGAGUUGAUUAUGGGAUUGUUCCUGUUAUAUGUAGCUAUCUACGACAUGCUCUUUGGGAAGGAUCAUAUGUUUGUUUAUCUCCUACUGCAAUCCGGUGCAUUCUUUGUCGUCGGAGUUGGGUAUGUAGGUAUAUCUGUCUCCAACUAGAGCAGCACACUGGUUGAUUACGUUUUAUAGAUUUGUGUCUAUCUAGCAGAAUAUGAGCCUCUAUGUUCAUCAGAAAGUUGAAGGGAACUGUGCAAGUGCUCAAGAUAGGGGGCGACACUUAAAAGAGCACAAGAGGAGCAGUACUAUGGAUAGUGGUGUAGUGUAGUUAGUUUAAUCUUUAGCAUGUAUUCCUGAAUAAAGUUCUUAGCUAUCUACGCAAGUUACCUGACACUGCAAUAGGUUCUAAAUUAUUGAAAAUGAAGAAUAUGACUUAUGGUGAAUAAAAAUAUAUUAUAUUGCAGUUUACUAGAUACUACAC
Molecule: messenger RNA, 2014 nt
Organism: Cynara cardunculus var. scolymus (artichoke)
Lineage: Eukaryota; Viridiplantae; Streptophyta; Magnoliopsida; Asterales; Asteraceae
Product: mannan synthase 1-like
Exons: 9
Coding region: 31-1695 (554 amino acids)
Cellular component (GO): Golgi apparatus
Molecular function (GO): mannan synthase activity
Source: RefSeq, a predicted model, not a curated record